Messenger RNA from Penicillium nucicola, 1611 nucleotides. RefSeq names its product MDR family MFS transporter. The transcript is spliced from 6 exons. Lineage: Eukaryota; Fungi; Ascomycota; Eurotiomycetes; Eurotiales; Aspergillaceae. Gene Ontology annotation, molecular function: basic amino acid transmembrane transporter activity. The record is from RefSeq and is a predicted model, not a curated record. Gene Ontology annotation, biological process: transmembrane transport; basic amino acid transport. Bases 1 to 1611 code for a protein of 536 amino acids. Gene Ontology annotation, cellular component: fungal-type vacuole membrane.
AUGGUAGAGAACGAACCAUCCCCGUAUACUCAGGAUGACCCCCACGAAGAACAGCCAUUGCUGCGAUCGGACCCUCCGACUUGGACCCCGCCACCAGGAUUUUUGUUGAUUCAAGUCGCCAUUAUGGCCAAUGUCUUUCUCGGGGGCUUUGACGGCACCAUUACUGCCUCGACCUAUGCUGUGAUCAGCUCCGAAUUCAACGCUGCAAACACUGCCUCGUGGCUAACCACCUCUUACCUGAUCACAAGCACUGCAUUCCAGCCGUUAUAUGGUCGCUUUUCCGAUUUGCUGGGUCGCCGAUCGUGCUUUUUCACGGCGACAAUUACCUUCAUGGCCGGAUGUCUCGGGUGUGCUAUAGCUCAGGAUGUGAUUUUUCUAAACAUGAUGCGUGCCUUGACCGGCAUUGGAGGCGGAGGAUUGAUGACUAUGGCAACCAUCAUCAAUUCCGAUCUCAUUCCCUUCCGCCAACGCGGCAUGUACCAAGCAAUCCAGAACGUUUCUUACGGUUUUGGAGCCAUCUGUGGAGCUUCUUUCGGUGGUUCUAUUGUGGACUCAAUUGGAUGGCGCUGGUGUUUCCUCUUGCAGGUGCCUGUCUCUUUGUUCGCUUUGAUCAUGGGCUAUAUAGUCCUGAAGUUUCCAACCCGUCCCAUUGAUACUUCCCCGGAUCGACAGAAACAAGGUAUCUGGCAUCAAAUUGACUUUCUGGGAGCCUGUCUGCUUAUCCUGGCUCUCUCGGCCCAACUUGUUGGACUAAGUCUCGGUGGAAACAUUCUACCCUGGAGCGAUGUCUGGGUUAUUCUCCCGUUGGUCGCUAGUGUGAUAUUGCUGGUCGGAUUCAUUAUUGUCGAAGCCACCACCUCAGCUGUGCCUUUGAUUCCCUUGAAGAUGCUCCAAGGAACCCUUCCCAUUUCUACCCAGAUUGCGAAUGUCUGUGUGGGAAUGGCGGCAUAUGCUUACCUCUUCACGCUCCCACUUAUGUUCCAAGUGAUUCUCCUGGACUCGCCCAGUAAAGCUGGUGCCCGACUUGUGAUUCCAUGCCUCGCUACCCCAUUGGGUGGUCUCAUUUCAGGGAUUGUUAUGUCUCGCUGGGGCAAGCUCGCAUACCUCGUACGCGCUGGUGCAACCUUGAUGUUUAUCGGUAACUUUUUGGUCAUGCUCCUACGAUUCAACGAUGCAAGUUGGAAGUACUUUGCAUAUGUUAUUCCUGCCAAUUUGGGGCAGGGUAUUGUAUACCCGGGAAUCUUGUUCACAUUCCUGGCAGCUUUCGAUCACUCCGAUCAUGCCGUGUCGGCAUCAACCGUCUACCUCAUUCGCUCUCUCGGCACCGUUUGGGGCGUCGCAGCGACCUCCACAAUUAUGCAGAAUACAUUGAACUCAGGCCUCGGGGAGGCCUUGAGUGGAAUACCAGACAAAUGGAAAGUGAUUGAUGAGAUUCGCCACUCCAUAUCGGCCAUCUAUGACCUUCCCCCAGAUGUGCAAAUGGCCGCUCGACUGGUUUAUUACCGCGGUAUCCGAUUGUCAUUCGCAGCGUCGGCAGCAUUUGCCCUUGUAGCGACCAUCGCAGCGCUGUUUACUCGAGGAAAGGGACUCGAACGCGCGGGUUCAAAGUAA